Tetrapisispora phaffii CBS 4417 is the source of this 1152-nucleotide messenger RNA. RefSeq lists its product as uncharacterized. The record is from RefSeq and is a predicted model, not a curated record. The transcript has 2 exons. NCBI's taxonomy places the organism in Eukaryota, Fungi, Ascomycota, Saccharomycetes, Saccharomycetales, Saccharomycetaceae. The coding region runs from base 1 to 1152 and encodes 383 amino acids.
AUGAACUUCAACAAAGAGAAAGAUCUGAUUAUUGGGUUGGCAAUAAUAAAAAAUAGAAGACCAGAACUCUGGAAACAGGUUCAAAACUUUAGGAAACAGAAAAUAAAUUCUUUGCUAAUUGAUGGGUAUAACGUUUAUCACCAAUAUGAUACCAGGGAAAGUUUGAGAGAUUCCCUUGAUCUACCUCCAUUAGAAUAUUUAAAAAAGACUUCGAUGUUUUGUGAAUUAGAGCCAAUACAUCAUUAUUUAAGUUACAAGACACAUUCGAAGUUAUCGAAUGAACUUAAAACAAUAAAUUCCUUUAGUGAAGGUUUAAACCACAAUGACAUUAUAAGAUGGAUAUUGCCCCUUUAUAAAUCGUUUCUGUGCUGUUUAUGUUAUUCGCAAUCAAGUUCAAAUGAAUAUGAGCAAAUUGAGAGGAUAUUAGAAUGUGUUCAACUUAUGAUGAUCUCAUAUUGUUCCAAAAUUGAGAAUUUUACAAACUUUAGGUUUAUCAUUGAGACUCUUUUUUAUAAGCUAUUAUCGUUUGAAAUUUCUCAAAAUUUGAAAACAGAUGAGUUAAAAGGUCUUAAACUGACACUUUACACUUUUCUGAAAAAACAAGGUAAGCUAAAUGACAGUUUUGGAAAAAAUUUGUAUUUUAAAUUUCAUUUAUCUACCAUAGUAAAAACCAUUAAUUUAUUGUUAACCAAUUGCAAGAAAUCUUUAAUUAAGCUACAAGAGGAACAAAUCAACAUGAUCGUAACUAAUGUUCGUAAGAUUGUUGAAACAUUAACAUCAUUGUUAAGUUUAUUCAAUGAAAUUAAGCCAAGAAAACCAAACCUCAAACAAGCUUCUAAGUAUGCAUAUUGCACAAUGUAUAAAAAUCGAAAUAUGGUGAUUUCAAGAAGACAUUAUCGUAGAUUUGAGAAUGUUUUUCUCUCCCUAAAAAUGACUGUAAAGGAACAAAUUCAAUUUCUCAAAUAUUUAUGUUGUGAAAUGGUAUCAUCACUAUCAAGACUUAAUUGGAAAAUCAUUAAUAUAUAUUUGACAGAGGAACAUCGAAAUAAAUUAUUAAGGACAAAAUACGAAAUUUUGGCAUUGGCUCUGAUGGCACAAGAUCCAGAUAUGAUAGUAAAAAUUAGAACUGAAAAAUACAUAGUAUUAGACUAG